AAAAAGAAAAUUAAAUUAAAAAAAAAAAAAGAAAAAAAGAAAGGGGAAGAACAGAAAUUACUCAAAAUCCCCUGUUUGCAAAUCUGUGCUCAAAUCAAACAGUUAACAGAGCAUUUUUUUUUUUUUUGAACAGCAGUAGUAGGUUCCUCUUUCUAUCUCUAGCUGCUUUCCGGGUUACUCUUCCCCUUCUCUGUAGGCUUCAGGAUAAUAAAAAACCUUACUUUUUUCAAUUUUCAAUGGCGACUCAAGAGGUUAAUAAACCUCCAUCACUCCCUCCUUACCCUGAGAUCUCUUUACUUCAAAGAGAUAACAAACCAUACAAGUUUAUUAUAAAGAUGAUAUUUAGGGCUAUUGAAGCGUUGAAUAGUGACAAUGGCUCAAACAAGUCCACGAUAUCAAAAUACAUUGAAUCGACAUAUGGGAACUUGCCAACUGGGCACUCAUCUUUGCUCACACACCAUUUGAACAUGAUGAAAGCGAGUGGGGACCUUGUGUUUUGGAAGAACAACUACAUGAAGAGGGAUCCUACGGCACCACCCCGACGAGGCCGAGGCAGGCCUCCCAAAUCGAAGAGCCCUCUUCCACUCAGUUCUGUGAUAUCCUCACCAAAGCCAAGAGGGCGACCGCCUAAGGACCCCAAUGCACCUCCAAAACCACCAAAGCCAGUGCAGAUGAAGGUAUCUUCUGGGACUGGAAAACCAAGAGGAAGACCAAGGAAAUUCCCCCAGUCAGCAUCCACGCCAGCUCCUCCGGCACCAAGUGGGAGGCCCAGAGGUCGACCUCCUAAGGUGAAGGCUACAUUGACUGAAGUUAGUGUUCAACAAUAGAUUGUUGCAGUGCAGUUCAUUGGUAGUGCCUUGACUCUCUCUCUCUCACUCUCUCACUCUCUUAUUUGUCUCUGUUGCUGUGUGGGCAGUUUGUAGUUGUAGUGCUUAGUUUUAGUUUGAUGUGGAUGUGGGUGUAAUUCAUGUAAAAUGUGGUGUAGUGGUUUGUGAGGCUCUGUUGCUUUCUAAUUUACAAAGUGAACAUUGACCUGUGCUAAUCAUAAUUUCUUCGGUGUUUCAAUCCUUCAAACAUUUUUCAUUGCUUCAAAGAUGACA
This is a messenger RNA of Cucumis sativus (cucumber), 1100 nucleotides long. RefSeq names its product HMG-Y-related protein A. Gene Ontology annotation, cellular component: nucleolus; nucleosome; nucleus. Gene Ontology annotation, molecular function: nucleosomal DNA binding; double-stranded DNA binding. NCBI's taxonomy places the organism in Eukaryota, Viridiplantae, Streptophyta, Magnoliopsida, Cucurbitales, Cucurbitaceae. Gene Ontology annotation, biological process: regulation of DNA-templated transcription; nucleosome assembly; negative regulation of DNA recombination. The transcript has 3 exons. Bases 237 to 827 code for a protein of 196 amino acids. The record is from RefSeq and is a predicted model, not a curated record.